Molecule: messenger RNA, 1248 nt
Organism: Pleurotus ostreatus (oyster mushroom)
Lineage: Eukaryota; Fungi; Basidiomycota; Agaricomycetes; Agaricales; Pleurotaceae
Exons: 2
Coding region: 1-1248 (415 amino acids)
Source: RefSeq, a predicted model, not a curated record
AUGAAGCAACUUCCGAACGAGAUGGUCCGCCAGAUGGCCGGCAUCCUUCGCGAUGCCAGCGAUUUUCCUACCCUCCUCGAAUGCUCCCUCGUCUGCCACGUAUGGAAUGACAUUUUCCGUCCGUACACCGUCCACACCGUCGUCGUACGCGCGCAGAACUUCUACACACGGUUGGAAUUCCUGAACUUCACCGCCCCCCACCUCAGCAAGCAUAUCGUCGAACUCACCCUCCAAUGGGACGACUGCAUCCUCGAUACCCCCGAAUGGAUCCCGGGCUGCCUCCUCCGACUCCACGGCCUGCGCGCUUUACGGCUCAAGAAUUACCGUGCUGCUCCUCCGCCAAUGGUCCCGGCGCCGUUCGCCUUGGGUAUCUUGUCUCUGAUAGCCGCCGUCCCGCUCAAAGCUCUUUACCUAGAAAGCUGGAGCUUCCUGGAGGAUGCCUCCGAUUUACUGCGCAUCCUUUCGUGCUGUUCGGGCAGCCUCGAGGAUCUAUUCAUCCAGAAGACUGCUUAUGAUCACGGCACGAUAGCGGAUGAUGGGGGAACGGUACUUGGUGGAGGAACAGUAUUGUCAACCGUAUGUUUGGAAUCCCUUCGGAUUCUGCGGCUCUUUGAAUGGAUUGGGAGCGCCCCGCUGCCCACGACAGAGCUCUUACAAUGCCCGAACCUCGAGCGCUUGGAAAUCACUCGUACUCAUGCGGGACCUUGGGAUAUUCCAUCGUGGAUUCCGGCUGGGUUAUCAGAGCUUGUGUUGCAAGUGGAGCCUGGGACGUGGAUGCCAGGCCUGGGGUCGUCCAUCCGUCCCUCUCGGCUCACCAUUGAUAUAACCAAUCAGGGAUAUUCAAUCGCCACAUACCUCGAAGUCAUGGAAUGGGUGGAGGACUGCAUUGAUCAUCACAUCCCAUUUCCUGAUCUCCUCCGAUAUCUUACCGUCAAAAUCAACACCUAUCCCCGUUCGCUAGGGCCACACCAUUCCCCCGAGCUCGAGGACUACGUAGCAAUGUCUGCAGCCCUGCAGCAGAUUCACGAGCGCCUGAACCUGGAGCGCAUCACGGUGAACAUCGUAUACACUACAGACGAAGGGGACACUCGAAUUGACGGUCCACUCGAGCUCACGAAGCUGGACGUUGCGUUCUCGCAGCUGGUGGAUACAGGCUUGUUCUAUGUCACGUUCGAGUGGUCUGACGGGCACGAGCGGACGCUCCUGCAGCAUGUCUUCCAGCACCUGGAGCUCCACAUGGCUGCCUAG